UAACGAGCCAGCUGGCGGCGGCAGUGCCGUCGUUUACGUGGAGGUACGACCUUCGCGAGAGUCCGCUCUCGCUGGUGGGGCCCGUGUGCCGGAUCGCUCCUGGAAGGUCGCAGUCCUGCCCUGGGGAACAAACCGCGCGGCGCGAAUCGUACCCGCGGCGCGGGGAACGAGGAGGUACACCACCCGGACACCACGAGGAAAACACGCCGAGGAGAAGCGAAACGUGGGAAAACGAGGGAGACGAGGAGGGCGGCGAGGAGGGGAAGGAAAGAAAACAAACAUGCCGUGAACCUCGCCAGGUGACAAUGCGUACGACCCGACGAAGUCGACGGUGCUCAUAGCGCGUGCGGCUUUCAAUCGCACGCGACCAACGUCGUGUAGACAGUCCGUCGUCGUCGUCGUCAUCCUCGUCGUUGCCGCGCAUGUACAUGUGUAGUGGUGCGUAGUGGUACACGCGCGGUGCGAUCGUGUUGUUACCUGACCCGUGGUAUACCUCCUGACCCAGCUACGACCUGAUUCAGGCGCUCCGACAUCUGGACCAAUCCACCACGAUGACUACGAGGGAGCUUUACGUUAAGGACAGCCGAGUAUGGGUGCCGCAUCCGGAGAAGGUGUGGGAGGGCGCUGUGCUUUUGGAGAACUACAGGCAGAAUCAGCCGGCGUUGAAGGUACGCACGGAGGAGUCGAAACAGACGAGGACAUUGGAGAUCAAAUCGGAUAACGAUCUUCCGCCACUUCGGAAUCCUGAUAUUCUGAUAGGAGAAAACAAUCUCACGUCGCUAUCGUUUCUCCACGAGCCCGCUGUCCUUUACAAUCUCCAGAUCCGCUUCCAACGGCACUCUAUUUACACCUACUGUGGCAUCGUCCUGGUAGCCUUCAACCCGUACAACGAAUUACCCAUUUAUGGCAAUGACACGAUAUGGGCCUACAGGGGCCAGGCGAUGGGCGACCUGGAACCCCACAUAUUCGCCGUGGCCGAAGAAGCCUAUACAAAGUUGGAGAGGGAAAACCAUGAUCAAUCGAUUAUUGUCUCUGGCGAAUCGGGCGCCGGCAAAACGGUCUCCGCGAAGUAUACCAUGCGAUAUUUCGCGACCGUCGGCGGAUCGGCGACGGAGACGCAGAUCGAGAAGAAGGUUCUCGCCUCUUCGCCUAUCAUGGAGGCGAUCGGUAAUGCGAAGACUACCAGGAACGACAAUUCCUCCAGAUUUGGAAAGUUUAUUGAGAUCCAGUUCAACAAAAACUAUCAUAUCACCGGCGCGAGCAUGAGGACCUAUCUACUGGAGAAGUCGCGGGUGGUAUUCCAAGCGAACGAGGAGCGAAAUUAUCAUAUCUUCUAUCAGAUGUGCUCAGCGGCAAAACGUCUUCCCAAGUUGCACCUGUGCGACCAAAAUCAGUUCCAUUAUCUCAAUCAGGGUAACAAUCCCAGGAUCGAUGGCGUGGACGAUCUCGAGUAUUUCGACGAAACGAUAAGUGCAUUAACGAUGCUCGGCUUUACGUCCAAGCAGCAAGAUGACAUGCUGCGUAUACUGGCGGCCAUACUACACCUGGGUAAUGUAAACAUAAGCGGUAGUAUGGUCAAAAAUGCGAAGGAUAAAAACAGCGAAAUGGACACCGAGUCUUGCUACAUCUCGUCUUCAGACCGACACUUACUCAUUCUUUCCGAGCUGCUAGGUGUCGAGGUGAACGCGAUGCGCAAGUGGUUAUGCCAUCGGAAGAUCGUUUCGACACGGGAGGUCUUCCUGAAGCCUAUGACUGUGGAUCAGGCAAUUGGCGCGCGCGACGCUUUGGCCAAGCACAUCUACGCAGAGCUCUUCAAUUGGAUAGUGACCAAUAUCAACAGCUCGCUGCAAUCACCCAGUCAGGCGCACUGUUUUAUCGGGGUAUUAGACAUCUACGGCUUCGAAACGUUUGAGAUAAACUCGUUCGAGCAAUUCUGUAUCAACUACGCGAACGAGAAGCUUCAGCAGCAAUUCAAUCAGCACGUUUUCAAGCUGGAACAGGAGGAAUAUCUGAAAGAAGACAUUGAAUGGACCUUCAUCGAUUUCUAUGACAAUCAGCCGUGCAUCGACCUGAUCGAGACCAAACUCGGUAUUCUGGACCUCCUCGACGAGGAGUGCCGCAUGCCGAAGGGUUCGGACGCUUCCUGGGCGGAGAAGUUAUACACCAAGUGUAUUAAGUCUAAGCACUUCGAGAAACCGCGAUUUGGGACUUCAGCCUUUCUGAUCCAUCAUUUCGCCGAUCUCGUGCAAUAUGAAACCGUGGGCUUCCUGGAGAAGAAUCGCGACACCGUGAUUGAGGAGCAAGUGGACGUGCUGAGAAACAGCGAGAACAAGCUGCUCAGGAAGUUAUUCAAUGAAGAGGAUCCCAAGUUAGCAGUGCCGCACACAAAAGUGAAAGUGUCUGCCCAGAAGAGCGCGCCGAUAAGCACAGCUAACAAGCAGAAUAAGAAGACAGUCGGUUCGCAAUUCCGUGAUUCUCUUAACAUGCUAAUGGCCACGCUGAACGCCACGACGCCGCACUACGUGCGCUGCAUCAAGCCGAACGACGAGAAGGAGGCCUUCGAGUACAGUCCGGUGCGGGCGGUACAGCAGCUGCGCGCUUGCGGCGUUCUGGAGACCAUCAGGAUCUCCGCUGCAGGUUUCCCGAGCCAGCGAACGUACGGUGACUUCUUCCAGAGGUACCGCUGUCUCUGCAGGUUUAAGGAGAUACGGCGGGAUGAUCUGAAGGAGACCUGCCGACGCAUCCUGGCCAGGUACAUCCAGGAUGAGGACAAGUUCAAGUUUGGUAAGACCAAAGUGCUGUUCAGGGCUGGUCAGGUGGCGUAUCUAGAGAAGCUACGAGCGGACAAGCAGCGUGACGCUUGUAUAAUGAUUCAGAAAACCGUGCGCGGUCUGAUUCAUCGUAAUAGGUACAGGAAGAUCCGUAGAUCGAUCCUGGGUCUUCAGAGGUACGGUAGAGGUUAUAUCGCUAGGAAAAAGGCAGAGGCUAUGAGGAGGGAGAGGGCGGCAGUGAGGAUUCAGGCGCGGGUGAAGGGUUGGCUACAAAGGCGAUGGUAUCUGCAGGUGAAACGGACUAUUCUCGGUUUACAAACGCGAGGCAGGGGCAAUAUGGCUCGUGCCAGGUUCAGGAUGAUGAAAGAUCACGCCGCAGCAACGGUGAUUCAGAGAUUCGCUCGUGGAUAUCUCGUAAGAAUGGCAUGCAAGAAGAAACUCAGGGACAUAAUAACCGUGCAGUCGUGCAUCAGGAAGCGUCAGGCAAAGAAGGUCUUCAGACAACUGAAGGCCGAGGCCAGGAGUGUGGAGCACGUCAAGUCGCUCAACAAAGGGUUGGAAAUGAAAAUUAUCACGUUGCAGCAAAAGAUAAACGAGAUGGCAAAAGAUACUCAACUCUUGAAGAACGUUCAAAACGAGAUGAUAGAUUUGAAGUGCAAGCUGGACGGUUUGAAAUCCGUCGACGUUGAAAAUAAGAAACUGAACGGAGUGGUGCAGGACAAAGAGAGGGAGUUGAAAAGGAUGGAAGAAAUUCUACAGCAGGAGAAAGAUGAAAAAAUGGAUAUACUGCACGAUAAGGAGAGACUUGCUCUACAGAAGGACGAGGAAAACAAGAGGCUGAAAGAGGAGAACGAAAGAUUACGGAAGGAACUCUCGAUAGCGACCGAGAAGUUGAACAGCAACCAGCUUGGCGCCGAGGCAAACCUGAAGUAUCGAAUCGAACAGGAAAAAGAUCUGCUUCGAAUGGAACAGGACCAGGAUCGCGGAGCCUAUCAAAGACUGCUCAAGGAGUAUCACGAUUUGGAACAGCACACAGAAAUGUUGGAACAGAAGCUAAUACAAGUACAAGGAGUGCUCGGACAUUCGCGCUCUUUGAGCAAUGCUUCUAGCGGCAGUGGUCAAAUCGCGACGGAAAUUCCGCAAGAUGAUCAAAACGCCGAUUUUGGUUACGGUUCUGUGAGAUCUACAGCUUCCUCGUCGACCCCCUACUCACGAGUAGAAACAAUCGAUUGGAAUCAACAACGGUCGGAUAGUCCACCCGAUGGGGAAGCUCAAGCGAACAAAUCACCUCCGGAGGCAUCAGCGCUUGCACACGCGCCCGUUGACAUUGGUCUCGUCCUGAAGCUGCAACAAAAACUGAAGGAUGUCGAGAAAGAGAAAGGCAGACUGAUUAGAAUGGUCGAGGAUUUGGAACGCGACAAUAAUGAGGAGUCUAAUAGAACGCAGGAUUCGUUCAGACUUCAAGAACUGGAAAUGGAGAACGCGCAACUUAAAAAAGACUUGACCUCACUGAGGAAGACCGUAUCGUCGUCCAGUCCAUCGUCCGCGCAGCAAAAUCUCAUGAUACAAUUCGAGGCGCUUCAGGAGGAAUUGGAAAGAAGAAGAGAGGAGUGUAUUCAGCUGCACAGUGUGCUGGCCGAUCAUACACAUAGAAUGAAGAACUUAGGUGCCAAUUAUGGCCGCGACGUGGACAUUAUAAACGAAGAUGGCGAGCUGGUACUUGCUUUUGAAGCGCAGAAGAAGAUUAACAGUAAACUUAAGACACUGGGAGGAGAGCAAUUGGAGGAUGAGCUACAGGCAAAGGAAAAGAAUUGGCGAAUGCAAAGGGACGAAUGGCGAAACGAGAUAGACAGGCUACAAGAAGAAAUCGAGAGGCAGCAAAAACUACUUUCCAUUAAUUUAAGUAAAUCACCGCAAACUCAAGCAGAGCUUUACAUGCAACAUGAGGUUGCCAGAUUGACGUCUGAAAAUCUGGAACUUCAAGAGAAAUAUGAUAAAGUAGCGGAGGAAUGCAGACGCUUCAAGAAACAAUGCAAAAUCCUAGCAAAACGACUCAAGGAUGCUGGCUAUGAAGGAGAGGAGCGUUCUUAUAUGAAAGGCGCCGUGCCCAAUGCAGUGGAAUACAUGAAUGGUAGUAUCGCCGUAUCCAGUACUACAGGAGAUGAAACUAACAUGCCUAUAAUUCGCAAGAAGGAGAGGGAUUAUGAAGGAAUGUUUGAAUUUAGAAAGGAGGAUAUUAACUUGAUUAUACGUCACAUGGUUAUUGAGUUGAGGCCCCGAAUAGCAGUGACGCUGCUACCGGGCCUACCAGCCUACAUUCUCUUCAUGUGCAUCAGACACACCGACUGCAUCAACGAUGACGACAAAGUGCGAGCGCUGUUGACCGAGUACCUGAAUGCUGUUAAACGCGUGCUGAAGAAACGCGACGAUUUCGACUCCAGAGUGCUCUGGCUGAGCAAUACUUUGCGUUUGUUGCACAACAUGAAACAAUAUUCCGGCGACAAGCCUUUCCAGAUUGAAAAUACGCCCAGGCAAAAUGAGCAGUGCCUGAGAAACUUCGACUUAAGCGAGUACCGCGUCGUGUUGAGUAAUGUGGCACUUUGGAUUUUCAACAAUCUCAUUACGAAUCUCAAGGAGAGGAUUCAAGCGCUCACGGUACCGGCCCUGUUGGAGCACGAGGCGAUAUCUGUUCCAACCGACAAAACCGGACGGCCCAGGUCGUCGUCCAUGGGCGGCGAGCCGGAUUCCACACAACAGAAAUUGGAAAAGCUUUUGGGCGAGCUAACGUCGGUGCAUAAAACCCUACAAUAUCAUGGCGUGGAUCCUGAAGUCAUAGUGCAGCUAUUUAAACAACUGUUUUAUUUCAUGUGCGCCAGCGCUUUGAAUAACCUGCUCCUAAGGAGCGAGCUCUGUCGAUGGACGAAGGGUAUGCAGAUAAGGUAUAACAUGAGCCACUUGGAGCAAUGGGGUAGAGACCGACAAUUAGAAGCCGCGUCAGAAGCGCUACAACCUAUCAUACAAGCGUCGCAACUUCUGCAAGCUCGCAAGACGGACGAGGACGUUAAUUCCGUCUGCGAGAUGUGCCACAAACUGACGGCCAACCAAAUAGUGAAAAUUCUGAAUUUAUACACGCCUGUCGACGAUUACGAAAGUCGCGUUCCUGUUUCAUUCAUCAAAAAAGUACAAGAGAAGCUGAAGGAGCGCGGUGAGAACAACGAACAACUGUUAAUGGAUUUAAAGUAUUCCUAUCCCGUAAGAUUUUCAUUCAAUCCGUCAGACAUUCGACUUGAAGAUAUCGAGAUACCCGAGGUGCUUCAUUUGCCCAUGCUCAAGAAGGUGUAAUGCAAAUUAAGCACGACCGUGGUCAAGAUCCCUGUUCUACCGUACUGUACUAUACUGUGUCUUUAGUUGAAAACGUUAUACGCGAAUAACCGAUAAACUUGCUUAGUCCAUUUGUUCGUACUGAAAGUUAGUGAUACCGGUAAUCCAACUACGUUUAGACGUAGACGUGUCAAGAAUGGCCCAUCGAUAUAUCACAUUUUAUAUGUUUCUUUUUUACUCGAGUAAUUUAUAGAUUUUACGAUAUGUCGUCGCAUUCCUAAUCGUAUUCGCGUUCAAAGUCAAUUCCGUUCCGUAGGUAGACUAUCAGGUCUCGAUAAGUGAAAGAGCGAUAUUUUUCAUUGUUGUUAUUGUACAGCGUUGUCGAAAUGUAAGAAAGGCAUGCGUACGAAGUUUCUAUAAGGAUUUUUUAAUUUAAGAUUUUUUUUAUUGAUUGAUAUUUGCAUUAAAGAUAAAUUGUAUUCUCGGAAAUAUAACUCUUUUGUUCUUUCUGUGAUAUAAGGAAAUUUGUGUCUCGCACACAUUUUGUGUUCAUUUCGUUAUUAAAUAAAAAUUAAAAAUUUCUAACGUAAGUUAAUUAAAUUAUGCAUGUAAUAUAAUAAUUUUCUUAAUUCUGGAAAACUUAUUUAACAAAUGCAUGGAUACAUUGGAACAAUAAUGAUAAUAAUUGUGUGCGUGAAUACAAUAUUCGGUUUACAUAUGAUAUGGUAAAAGUGCUUUUCUCCUUUAUAUCAUAUGGAUCCUUAUAAGAAUUUCGUACGCACUAUCAAGUUGAAAACAAUCUUGUUGAAGAUUUAAUCAAUAUGUAAAAAAGAAACGCGCGCGAGAGAAAAGAUAUAACGUCAUGUUGGAAAUAGAUUGUAUAUUUUGUGAUACGAAUGAAAAGGAGAGAGAAAAAACUACUAUAAAAUUGGGUCCAAUAACGGACCGAUAUAUGAAUGAGAAAAAAAUAUGAAGGCGACUGAAAGAAACAGGGGUAUAUAUAAUUAUUGUUGUAUUCUAAUUUAUAUUGUAUGUACAUGCGAUUAUAUUUUGUGCCAUUUUAAGAGUAGAUUGUAAUAAUAUUAAUUUGUUAUUUCAUUCAGUCUGCCAUUGGUUUCACGCAUUACACAUUUCACAGAAUGAUGUCUGAAAAGAGAGAAAAUAUCCCUUGUCCCUCAAAAUGUUAUAGACAGAAUAUAUUUACACAAUUACACACCUUGACUCGAUGUGACAUACUUAUUUAUUCCUACAGUGAAAAUAAAGUCGAGGUGCUGAAGAGCUUAAUGAU
This is a messenger RNA of Monomorium pharaonis (pharaoh ant), 7380 nucleotides long. It is a transcript of the gene didum, whose product is annotated as unconventional myosin-Va. Gene Ontology annotation, molecular function: actin filament binding; ATP binding; microfilament motor activity. NCBI's taxonomy places the organism in Eukaryota, Metazoa, Arthropoda, Insecta, Hymenoptera, Formicidae. Gene Ontology annotation, cellular component: cytoplasm; actin cytoskeleton; vesicle. Gene Ontology annotation, biological process: vesicle transport along actin filament; actin filament organization. The transcript is spliced from 15 exons. Bases 552 to 6113 code for a protein of 1853 amino acids. The record is from RefSeq and is a predicted model, not a curated record.